UGGUUUUGAUUGCACCAAGGCGCAUUUGUGUUGCUAGCGUUCUGUCGAAUUACGCAGGAGCGUUAGAAUCGCUAGCGGGGCUGUUAACGGGGCUGGCUCGGCUACUUUGCGCAUGUGCUCGUGCGGAGGCCAGAGCUGGACGAGCGUGUCCUGAAGCGCGCGUACCGUCGCGACGUGUGGUUGGCGAACAGCCUGCUGGACCUGAUUGUGGAGCGGUUGGCGCGCGAUCCAAGCGUGUCGGCCGCCUUGGACCCGCUGACCCUGGACGAAGUGGUCAUGGACCGCGGCCGCAUCUUCAAUGUGUCCGUGGAAGGCCUGAGCCGACUGCACCGGUCCGCGGACACUGUGCUCCGGUUACGCAACGCCUACACCGUGGCCAUCGAGGGGCAGCUCACGUUCGGCAGCCUUUUCAUCAAAAGCAUGUAUCACUUCAGGCCCAUUUCGGUGCUCGAGCUAGAGGGGCACAUGGACGUUCUACUGACGGGCCUCACGGUCGGCAUCGAGAUCCGCGUCCAGCAUGAAGUCCCCGUGCUGACACAGUUCAAGGUGGUCGAAUUUGGGGAGGCCGACGUCACGCGCUUCACGGGCGCUACGAUUGCCCUCAACUGGCUUGGCCGUAUUUUGACCACGGAGCUGCUGCGCCAGUACAAGGAGUACAUCGUCAUCACCAUCGAGACCAAGGCGAAGUCAUUCAUCGAUUCGGUGCUCGAGAACAUUAAGCUGCCUUUUCGUAGCAAGUUCCUUGAGAUCACGAACCACGCUCGCAAAGCGCACAGGGAACGGCGAAUUAUCCGUCGAAAACAUUAAAUUGCUGUUUUUGUUCUGGCAAUGU
Dermacentor silvarum is the source of this 832-nucleotide messenger RNA. RefSeq lists its product as uncharacterized. NCBI's taxonomy places the organism in Eukaryota, Metazoa, Arthropoda, Arachnida, Ixodida, Ixodidae. The record is from RefSeq and is a predicted model, not a curated record. The coding region runs from base 277 to 807 and encodes 176 amino acids. The transcript has 2 exons.